This is a messenger RNA of Ilex paraguariensis (yerba mate), 1534 nucleotides long. The record is from the annotation of a GenBank genome assembly. Lineage: Eukaryota; Viridiplantae; Streptophyta; Magnoliopsida; Aquifoliales; Aquifoliaceae.
CCAAUAAAAGUCACAAUAAGGAUAAAAAUGUAAAAAGGAGAAAAAACUCUAAUAAACCCUAAUAAUCUAAGCUGCUAAAACUCGAACACUUUAAAAUAAAAAUAGGGACAUGUUUGUACUUUUCACUGGUAUGUGGAUUUUUUAUUUCUAACUCUUUUAAAAUAGUGUUAUAAAGUGAUGUCGUAAUGCAUAAAUCAAAGUUGUGUUCAGUGAUUUAUGAGACAAGCUUAUACAUGAGUAUAAAUUUGGUUAUUCAAGUAAGGGUUUAUAUUUUUUAUGUUUGUUUUUUGUGUUGGGGGAAUUGUUUCACCAAACACAUGGAGUUAUACCAUCACUUUGAGUUGUAUUAGGACCAACAAUGCGAUACCAAGACAUGAGUCCGAGUCCCUUUGACAUUAAAAUUCAUUUUUAUUCCUCAAAUAAUAGUCGUACUUUGGAAGGAUAUGCAAUCUUAGGUGCCUUGCUUAAAAUGGAUGCUUCCCUAUUUUCAAAGGAAUCUGCAUCUUUCCCCUGCGGUCGUUAAAAUAAGAAUGUAACUAAAGAAAGAAAAGAAAUUGUACCACUAGGAUCCCUUGUCAUGAAACCUAUUGUCUUGUCUACAGACUACUUUCCAGACAGUAUAACGUUAUAGACGUGUCAUUGUUGUUAGAGACUGUAAUGAUGAGCUCCCUUUUUUGUGUACUGGAAAUGAACUGCCAUUUACUUAUUGCUGUAAGUUUUUAGGAAUGAUGUUUGUGUGUAUUGUAUUUCAAUGCUAAGUGAAGAUCAGCCACAUUGGAACUGCCAUAAUUACAGCUGGUACUUGCUCAAUUUCUUUGUAGCUUCUGUCCUUCCAAUUGAUGAGAUCGUGCUUUGGGCACAUGAUGUUGGGGCAAAAGUGCUGGUAGAUGCUUGUCAAAGUGUUCCACAUAUGGUUGUUGACGUGAAGGACCUUGAUGUUGAUUUUCUUGUUGCUUCUUCUCACAAGAUGUGUGGGCCUACAGGCAUUGGAUUCUUAUAUGGUAAGAGUGAGCUCUUGAGUGCCAUGCCUCCUUUCUUAGGGGGUGGUGAAAUGAUAUCUGAUGUAUUUUUGGAUCAUUCCACUUAUGCUGAUCCUCCAUCCAGAUUUGAAGCUGGAACACCAGCAAUUGGGGAAGCAAUCGGGCUAGGAGCAGCAAUUGACUAUUUAUCUGAAAUUGGGAUGCAAAAGAUUCACAAUUAUGAGGUAGAUCUGGCCAAUUAUUUGUAUGAAAGUCUUCGUUCAGUCCAUGGUGUUCGGAUCUAUGGCCCAGCGCCUUCACAAACUGUUCAGCGAGCCGCUCUUUGUUCUUUCAAUGUUGAUGAUAUUCAUCCAACAGAUCUUGCAACCUUCCUUGACCAACAGCAUGGGGUGGCUAUCAGAUCUGGUCAUCACUGCGCCCAGCCUCUCCAUCGCUAUUUAGGAAUUAGUGCAAGCGCGCGUGCUAGUCUUUAUUUCUAUAACACCAAAGAAGAUGUUGACGACUUCAUCCGGGCGCUGAAAGAUACGAUCAACUUCUUCACUUCUUUCAAAUAG